This is a messenger RNA of Colletotrichum destructivum, 1344 nucleotides long. RefSeq lists its product as uncharacterized. The transcript has a single exon. The coding region runs from base 53 to 256 and encodes 67 amino acids. The record is from RefSeq and is a predicted model, not a curated record. Lineage: Eukaryota; Fungi; Ascomycota; Sordariomycetes; Glomerellales; Glomerellaceae.
GCCACAUCCUUCUCCGAUGUUCCCAUAAAAUUCAUGGGGGAAUACUGCUGACAUGUCCAACUCAUCCCUCCUCAACCCUCAUCAUCUGCGCGUAAGAAGCCGGUCUGGCUCGGAGCGUUUCUUCCAUGGGCGAGGUGCACCGAGGCAGUCAGUGGUUGAGUGCGGGUGCCACUUAGGAUCUAUAAGGCUUUGCGCGAAUACUGCCUCGGGACUUAUCGUGGUAUUGGGGCCCCGGGGUACCUUGAUCUCUGCGUAGUUUUGUACCUCUUUGUCGCGUUAGGAAGCCUCUUCAUUGUACCGUAUUCUCUGCCGCUUCUUGUCUUUGUUGUCGAUGGCGGUUAAUCACCGAGGACGGAUGGCAGGAAACGUGUGCCAAAGGCUUUGGCAUGGAGCAUGGGGUGGUCAAACAGGCCUGCUCCCGACACUAGAUGUCUAGUUAUGAGUCAAGGAUAGCAGGCAGGUUGCAAGCGGUUGUGCGGCAGCCUUGUCCAGUCAUCUCGUGGCAUGUGUAUUCAUCCGUCGGUGCCGUAGGAUCCACCGCUGCAAAAAAAAAAACAAAAAAAAACACUGGACUACAAGUACUCGUAGUUCGCUAACGUUGAUUUUUCUCUGCGACGUCGUUACCAGCCGAGACUUCCCAGAGUUUGAAGUGAAUGAAGAUAUGGAUAUGACAUUGGCCUCUUCGCCCUUCGCCCACCAAUCUGGUUGUGGACAAGUUGAAAAGAAACUGGAGAAACGUUUUUCGACGUAUCACUGAUGCUCGGGACAUCGUCGAUGAUCGGAUGAUUGACCCUGGCGAUUGAGUUGCGCGUAGUGACGUCUUGUUCGUCAUGGCAAGUCGGUGAUCGGCUUUGAGGCAGUUCACCAGCCGACCGUCUCACUGAGGCCGGUUCUGUGCGAACAGCGACGGGCUCGCUUUUCCGUGAUUGGCAAUCUGGAUCGUGCCUAUCCACAAAUUGGCAGUUUUGGAGACGAGAGAUGAUGAAAUGGUUCUCUGGUUCCAAGUACGUAUUUGUCGCAUGUAGGUGAUGGAUUGCAACCUGACGUGGGUGUGGUAGGUCGACGGACUUGAACGGGCUCCAUUCUUUCAGAAACCAUGACCAUGUCGGGGGAUUCCAGGAUCCCAAGGAUUCCAGGUCUCCAAGAGACUGGGUCGAUCACGUAACGGUUUGGAUACUGCUCCGUCCUCUCUGCUCUGCUCGAGACGGCCGUCUCUAACACGAUAUGCACGGGCAGUCGAGGCCUCUCCUUUGCGAUGCCCUUGAAGGCGCUGUACUUCUCUCUCUCUCUCUCUCUCUCUCUCUCUCUGUGUCACUCUCUCACACUCUCACUAUAUCUCUGCCU